Odocoileus virginianus texanus is the source of this 2695-nucleotide messenger RNA. RefSeq names its product dynein light chain Tctex-type family member 5 (gene DYNLT5). Gene Ontology annotation, cellular component: cytoplasmic dynein complex; cytoplasm. NCBI's taxonomy places the organism in Eukaryota, Metazoa, Chordata, Mammalia, Artiodactyla, Cervidae. Gene Ontology annotation, molecular function: dynein intermediate chain binding. The record is from RefSeq and is a predicted model, not a curated record. Gene Ontology annotation, biological process: microtubule-based movement.
UUUGUGUACCCGUCAGUACCCUUUGCCUCUGUCUACCCUGAUGCUGAUUACACUGGGGUUCUAGGUUGUAUUCUUGUCAGCUCUACCCAUUUCAACUGCCACCUUUUUGAAGAUUAUGAUGAUGUCAGACAUUGCUAAAGACAGAACCGCUCAUUUGCUGAAGAAGAGGGGAAGUGUGUCUUCUCUAAGUAGUCAUGAGUUCCGGCGGAAGGAACCUCAUGGGCGUGCCAAAGACUCUAUGAGUACAGUGUCUUAUAUGGAUGAACCUUGCCAGCCUGAAGAUGCCUCUCGCCUCACAGUUCACAUGGAAAACACUUACCAACUGGGUCCUACCAAAUAUUUUCCUGUGGUCAUUGUCAAUCAUAUUCUGAAAGAUGUGUUAACUACCUACCUACAAGAAGAACAGUAUGAACCGGAACUCUGUAGACAGAUGACUAAAACAAUUUCUGAGGUUAUUAAAGCCCAGGUAAAGGACUUGAUGAUCCCACGAUAUAAGCUAAUUGUGAUCGUCUACAUUGGACAACUGACGGGCCAGAGCAUACUGAUUGGAAGCAGAUGCCUUUGGGAUCCUAAAAAUGAUGCCUUUGCAUCUUUCAUUUUCAGAAAUUCUUCUCUCUUUGCUCUUGCAAAUGUCUACACAGUUUACUUUGAAUGAUUGAAAACAAAUUCUAGUUCAUACUCUUUAAAUCAAGAUAUAAGGUAUCUAUGUACACAAGUUUCACUGCCCAAACAUUAGAGAAAGACACAACACUAAUAUUUCAAACAACUGGAAGUUUGCAGACUUUUUCAUACUCUUGUAAGAAUUAGGGGAGAGAAUAUGGCACUAGAAAGAAUCUUGUUUAUCCAAAGGAGAAAUGAAGUCUUGGUUCUCCUGGAUUGUUUUUUCAUAGACAUAGAUUCUUAUUACAUAUUACUUUGGGUACUAAUUAUUUUAAUUAUGCUUUCAUUAGAGAGUUAGGAAUUUCAUUAGGAAUUAGAAUUCCCUCCAUUGUUUUUUAAUGAAGAGCUUUUUAAAAAAUAUAUGGUUAUAUACCCUGACCAAUAAAUGAUGGUAGACUAUCCAAUAUGGUAUACACAAAUGAUCAAUGUUACUAUUCUCAGUGCUGCAUAUAAAAGAAUACUGGUUUUCAUCUUGCACUUAAUAAAUUGAGCAGCAUUCAUUAACUGCAAUUUUUGUUAUACGUACCUGACAGUUGAAACUGCUGAGGUAGAAUUAAUGAUUUCAUAACAAUUAUGGUAGUCCCACGGGACUGCAAGCUAAAACUAGAAGCUCUUGUGGGCUGCCUGCACUUUACAAAAUUGUGGGAGAACUGAAUAUUAGCUCUUCAAUAAUGGAAACAACAAAUGAACAAAGGCUUUUUAGCACACUGAGGUAGAGGUUGUGAUAUUAAAUAUACAUGAUGCUUAAUGGUAAGUGUGUCUGUAACACAUAAAUUCAUGUAUUGGAAAGAGACUGCUUUUAAAUAUACACUGCCUGAUAUACCUUUCAAUAGCUUUUCCUGGGCUAACAAACUUUUACACAAAGUAUAUAGCUGGCAGCUUAACAAAUAAAACAUGUGUAUUUACUGUUUUGUUCCUAUGAAUUUAAUACUAAAGUGACCCAGUGUGGUUUUGAAUGGAUGGCACUAAAAUUUAUAGGGCUGCACUAGCUUAUUAUUCUGUGGGUUAAUGUAGCUUGUACCACGGAUCAUUUAUUUUUAUGGGGUUUCCAGCUCUUUGUAUGCAUGUAAAAUUGUGAGUGGCGUUGUUCUUGGAUGGUAAGUGGACCGCCUAGAGGACAUUUGUUAAAGGUUAAAGAGGAAUUGUACACAUAUGGAGAAAAUUAGCAACUCUAUACUCCUAAGGAAAAAAUGAUGUGUAAUUCAUAUCAAAACGAAUUUAACAAAUGGGCAAGCAGUCAGUGCUUUAUAGUUAUGUACUGAUGUCUUAUUUUUCCCUCAAGACAAUGCAUAUGUUUUAAGUGUACUUUUAAAAUCCCUUUUCUUCUCUUUGUUCUGGCGUUUAAGGUAGCAUUUCAAAAUGAAUUUGUCAGUUUUCAUUGUUUUUUUCUGUUAGUGCCUUAGUGGGAAUACUUCUGUAUAAUAAUUUAUCACAACCAAGAUUUGUCAAUCUCCAUAGCCAGUUUGGAAUCUGCAUUAGAUCAUUAAGUACAGUACGUAAAUGAAUUUUCUAUUUUCUUUGCCCAUUUAUGAAUAUCUCCCCUCUUAGAACAAUAGCAGGGGAAAUCAUACAGCAAUUUUGCAUAAAUAAAUCAUAUGAAGAAAAUUUUGUUUAGUAUGUAGGAAGUCCACUAUAAAAAUUGCCUUAUUUUUUAGUUAUAAAAUCUCAACCAUGAGGUAAUUUCUUACCACCUGUCCUAGGCUGUGUUAGGAUUCAAAACCUUACAACAUGAUGGCAGUUAAAAAGCAAAAAAGGAAGGAGUUUGCCAGCAUAUUGCCAUAUACUGUAAUUCAGAUAGUCAGUGAUGAAUUUUAGCAAUUAUAUAACAACAUAAGAACAUAUAAUAAAAGUUCACUAGUUGUGACUAUCUUGGAGGAAUGCUGGUUAGUAAAACACAGUUUUGUGAUGGGAACUUUUGAUAGAUGUGUCAGCUAACACCUCUUCCAAUCUAUAAAUGUAUCAAGUUAACAUGUUGUUCACCUUAAAUUUAUACAAUGUUGUGUCAAUUGUAUCUCAAUUUUAAAAUGAACAUUUA